Molecule: messenger RNA, 1493 nt
Organism: Aspergillus alliaceus
Lineage: Eukaryota; Fungi; Ascomycota; Eurotiomycetes; Eurotiales; Aspergillaceae
Exons: 2
Coding region: 1-1473 (490 amino acids)
Source: RefSeq, a predicted model, not a curated record
AUGGACUCCCUCAGUCAAGAAAUCCUCCUCCUAAUCGUCCCCCAUCUUUGCCACGACCCUCCCAACCCUAAUCCCCAACCAUGGGAUUCAACCUCACGCCUCAACAUCGCUUCCUACGCGACCAUCUCCCGCCCAUGGCAACACGCCAUCGAACGCUUCACACUAGCAAGCAUCCACAAGUACAGCUCCGACCUCCCCACAUUCCAUCAAAUAUUCACCAACCCCCGUCGAAGGAGAAUGCUAAGACGUCUAACCUACGAGAUCGACCUCCCAAGCUACAGCACAAACCGGAUCCACUGCUUUGAAAGACGAAGAGAAAGCAAAGCAAACCAAGUAGCAUUUAACCAAGGGAUCAUUGAUCUCGCCAUUGAGCUCGCAACCUGGGAUAAACAGAGUCUCGAGCUAACCCUCCUCGCCUCCUCGCCCAUGGACCCCGGGCGUCGACCGGGGCCAGAAAAUCUAGACCCAGAACUAGGAUCCAAUCGAUGGAUGCACGAGAAUAUCUAUCUCUCGGUAAUAGACAGUGAGAGUGUAGACAUACCAGAGUUACCCUGUAUCAGGUCCUUGAUUAUCCCCAACGAGCGACGGGACAUUCAUCCCGCAGCUAUAGGCCGCCUUAUCUCCGCGAUGCCUAGACUCGAAAAACUAAGGUUAGAUUUGAACGCGCCUAAACCGAAGAAUAGAUCCUUGCAAAAGGAUUACAGACUGGCCCUCGCUUCAGCCCUCGACUCCCCAUCCCUAUCAAUCCUCAAAUCCCUGUAUAUCUACUUUGAACAAAGCAUCCCCAAGAACCACAGCUUCCCAGUCCAAGAACACGACCCGGACUACCCAUCCGGAGACGCUCUGAACAUCUCCAUCAGAAACCUAUGCGAAACAAGCCCCCUUUCACACCUCCAUCUAGAUGGCUGGUGGCCCGUUUCUCCAGCACUGUUCGCCGGACGGGCACCAUUCCCGUUUCUCCAGAACGUGAAAAUCGAAGCAGCACUUACCACCUACGACGGGAGGUGGUUCUACACGGGGAACCCCGAUGCGACGGAUGCGUCUUAUCAAUUUGGGCGGUUUGAGUCUGAUGAGAGUAGUUCUGACGAGGACUUGGACUCCAACUCGUCAUUUAACUCGGAGUACGAGGAUUAUGUGCGUGAGGGGAGAGAGGCGCUGCUUAAUGGGGAUGAGCCGUAUUAUAUGUGGAGGACGAAGCCGGAGGCGGAGAUGUUUGAUAGGUUUAUGGAGGAUAUGGCUAGGGCUAUGCGGAGGAUGCAUUGUUUAAGGGACUUGAGCUUCUCGAUGGGAUGGAAUUAUCAUGAUGAUUAUGCGAUUUUGCUGGAGUAUACUGGUUCGAUGGGCGAUGGGGAGGAGGCGGGGUGUUGGGUGAGGUUGAGGCCGGAGGCGAGGUGGGAGAUUCCGGAGGGGUUUAUGAAGUUAUUGGGGGAGUGUGUGGGUGGGAAUGUGGAGGUUUGUGUGGAGCCAUUUUGAGAACUAUUGGGGGUUGUUUU